AUGUCCAUCAGCAGCUGCACCUUCGAGGACCGGUCGGUGGCUGUUCUGUGCUGCCGCUUCUGCCAGCAGGUGCUGAGCUCCCGGGGCAUGAAGGCCGUGCUGCUGGCGGACACCGACACCGACCUCUACUCCACCGACAUUCCGCCUACGGGCACUGUGGAUUUCAUCGGCAGCUGCUAUUUCACCAACAUCUGCAAAUGCAAACUGAAGAACAUUGCCUGUUUAAAGUGUGGUAACAUCGUUGGUUAUCAUGUGAUAUCUCCCUGCAAACCCUGCCUGCUCUCCUGUAACAACGGCCACUUCUGGAUGUUCCACAGCCAAGCAGUCUUUGGCAUCAACAGGCUAGACCCUUCUGGUGUGAAUGUAUUGCUGUGGGGCAACUUGCCAGACCUGGAGGAAAGCACAGAUGAAGAUAUGUCCUGCAUCUCUGAGGAGGAGUAUAUCAGAUAA
Messenger RNA from Indicator indicator, 450 nucleotides. RefSeq names its product family with sequence similarity 72 member A (gene RUMY1). The record is from RefSeq and is a predicted model, not a curated record. The transcript is spliced from 4 exons. Lineage: Eukaryota; Metazoa; Chordata; Aves; Piciformes; Indicatoridae. The coding region runs from base 1 to 450 and encodes 149 amino acids. Gene Ontology annotation, cellular component: cytosol.